CAGCCCCCUCCCUUUCUUUUUCUCUCUCUGUGCUGUCCCUCUCUCUAUUACACAUAACAUUAAAUUUUAACAUACCAAAAAAUACACCAAAGGAAGAAACUUUUUGCACAUUAGCAACCGAUUUUGUUUCUGCGAUUGAUUUUUUCAUCAAGGCACUCAAUCACCGGUUCUGGGUUUGAAUUUGGGUUUGGAUUGUUUCGGUCUAUUCCUCUGCACAUUAACUUUUUGUUAUUUUGGAAGGGGAAAGAGUUGGGUUGUAAAAAAAGUUGUGGUUUUGCCUAUAUGUGUAUGAUCAAGUGGGUUGUACGGUGUUACGGUGGGGUCCUCGUGGGGAGGAAUUUUGGACGUGUUUGAGGGAUUGCUUGGAGGGAUUUUUCUGGGUUUUCAGAGUGGUUUUGUGGGUUGGAAGUAGAUUUCCGGAAUUUGUUUUAACUUAACUUAUGUUGGACUUCAGGAUAGGUUUAGAAUGGGUUAGGGUUUUGGGGAUUCUGUUUGUGAGUUUGUGAAAUUGAGUUUUAGGGUUUUGUUAUUAUCAAUGGGUUGGAGCAGUGGGCCUCCAAGGAUGGUGGAAGGGGAGGCUGACCUUGAAGAAGGUGAGGCGGCUGUUGAUGAUGAUAAAAGCAUCGACCUUGAAAGGGAUCUCUCUUACCUUGUAAGAGCUCUGUUCUGUUUGAUAUGUGUAAAAGUUGAGAUUUUUACUUCUUUUGUUGCUUAAUCUUGAAGAAGAAAGGGAUUUUUGAUACUAUUGCAAAAGACAAACAAACUAACUUAAAAAGAUAGAAGAUCACUUAUUGCAUUGAGUUGUUGGCUGGAGAACCCGUUUAUGGUCACUUAAUUAGUUAAUUGAAGUUAAUUUUCUUGAUGAUUUUAAGUAACCUGACAACAGAAUUGUAAUCUAGAGUUGUGGUUUUGAAACCUUCAAAUUAUAAGAACUCCCGUAAGGUUGUGUAGUAUGUUGAUCGGAAAUGUGGAAUUUAAUGUGGCAAGAAUAAAGUAGGUAUCUUUCUAGAUAGAAGCACCUUUGGAUUUUUUCUGCAAAUUGGCUUCUGGGACUGGAGUUUUUAUCCCUAAAUAGGGCUUUCUACCGUUGUCUGCCUCCUUCUACCUUGGAAUUGUGCACAGGUCCUAUGAUCUGCUGUUGUGAUUUCUUUUACUUCUUGAUAAGAUUUAGUAUGUAUUUGAAUUGGUUAGGAGUUUUGGUCAUGUUUAUCAUACUUUACGACUCUCUGUGAAGAGUUUUAGGUACCUCCACCCUUAAAAGAGUUUGUGUUAUCUACAAGUGGAAUUUAUGAUGAUGUUCUCUUAGUGCCUUGGUAAAAGGAGUACCAGUACUAUAUGAUUUUUGUUCGGAGGCUUGAACUUUUAGUUUUUGCAUUGAUCAUUUGGUGUUUGAUUUCUAACACGUACCACCCACAUUUAUCUGUAUGCAAAUUUGUUUUAUUAUGCUGCAUGUUUUCCAAUUUUUCCUUUCAAAAUGUUGGUGCCAGUAAUUCUGUGCUUUCUUUGCUGAAGGAUGAGAAGGUUCAAAGUGUUCUGGGCCAUUUUCAGAAAGAUUUUGAAGGUGGACUUUCCGCUGAAGAUUUGGGGGCAACAUACGGUGGUUACGGUUCUUUUCUGCCCACAUACCAACGGGCACCUAUUAAGUCUCAACCUAAGAGUCCACAAAGAGUUCAAAUUCACAGCAAUGCAAGGUCUCCUAUCUCCUUGCGUAGGGAGGGUAGUGCACAAACUGCAACUGCACUUCCUGAUGUGCCUUUUUCUCAGAGGAAGGGCACGGCUGCAACCUGUGGUAUGCAAACCUUCCAGGAAAUUAUGGUCCCGUCAGCAGAUAGUUCUGUCAGACAAGAUUCUUCCUUGGCUUCUGCUCCAGUUGGUGAAAAAUUUCCCAAGAAACAUCAACAGGCCACUGAUAGGCCAGUAGUUGUAAAUGAAAAGAGGACAUUAAAGUUUAGGAUCAAAGUAGGUUCUGAUAAGGGAACACAAAAGAAUGCAGCCAUUUAUAGUGGUCUUGGUCUAACAUCUCCAUCUUCUUCAACUGGAAACAGUCUUGGAGAAAGUGAAGGAAAUUUGUUUGGUUCUCGGGAAACUCCUGGCCAAUCAUUGUCCUCCAUUCUUCAGAUGCUGACUUCUGUUGUGGUUACCGGAGGCCUGCUUGUUUCACCUCUUCGUGAUCAUUUUCUUAGCUUUAAUAGUAAAUUUCCGAAGGAAAGUAAACCUGGGGCCACAAUCAUGCUUAAGCGCAAUAAAUCUGCUACCUCUGCUGAUGAUUCCACUUCCCUGUCGAGGGAAGAUUUACUGACAAAAAAGCCAACAGAAGUUAGGAAGAGUGACAUGCGCAAGGAAGCAAAAUAUGGGAAUGGAAAGGCUUUUGAGGAUGAUAUGCACUCUCGUUUAAAGGAUAGCUCUGGAGCCCAGAUGCUGCAAAACAAACAGUCCUUGGCUUCUGAUGUGCCUGAAAAACGUACAUCUGAGUCUGUGGAGGGCUCAGCCAAAGCCAUUGGAACUUCUCGAGAGUGUGAUGAUGGUGCUCUAUCUAGCAAAAGGGGGGUCAGUAAGGCUACAAUGAAGGAUAGGGAUACGGGGAACGAGUUAGUCAAUGGCGAGUCCCUCGAGUCAAUUUCUGGCCAAAACGGUGGCAAAUUUAACCAUCGAGAAGCUAAAGGUGUCUCAUUACAGUUGGCUAUGAAGAAAGAAAGGAUAAGUUCUCAGAAAGAUCUACCGAGUGGUUAUAGUGAAGGUCCCAGGGCAAAUGCCCAGAUUAAUCCUGCUUCUGUUAGAGGUGACACUGAUGUUUCGGAGGGCGAGGGAGAUUGUAAAGGGCAUGACAGUCUUCUGAUGCUGAAGCCUCGAAUGAAAACUUCUUCCAGUGAACAAGGUGAAUUGAGAAUGGUUGAUACAGACAGUAAGUUUUCAUUAGAAAAUAAAAAGAACUCAAAGAGAGCUGAAGUUAAAGGCAGAGUGUCCUCAAAUUCGGUUCUGAUAAGUAGGAAGGCUGGGGUUUCUGUUGUAGUAAAAGAAAAAGGUAUAAAGAGGGAUUCAUGUAAAGUCUAUGAGAGUCGUGAAGAUUUGUUAGAGACAAACUCUCAAAUAAGGAAUAAAGGAGUGGAUAUGUUGGAGGCCAACACCGGGGGUAGAGUGAAGGAACUAAAAUUGGAUACCGUGAAAGAAAAGAAUGCACAUGAUAGAUCGAAGGAGAAACUAAAGAAGUUUGAUGACUCCGGGAUAUCUGGAUCACUGCUGAAAGAUCCUCCAUCUGUUGGUCUUCUUCCUAAUACUGGGCCAAUUUUGGGUGGAGAACAGGCUGCAUCUGCUCCUGUUCUGAUUGAGGAGCAUUGGGUCUGCUGUGACAGUUGUCAGAAAUGGCGUCUUCUGCCCUUUGGUAUGAAACCUGAGGAUCUACCAGAGAAGUGGUUAUGCCGCAUGCUAAAUUGGCUGCCUGGAAUGAACCGUUGUGACAUUAGUGAAGAGGAGACAACUAAGGCUCUCCAAGCUUUAAGUCAGCUUCCUCCUCCGGAGAAUCAACCAGGUUUUCAAGUUCAUGCAGACAAGUCUGCAAGUGGAGUAUAUCCAGUUGAUCAACAGUUAGUGAACCAUAACAAUCAGAAUCUCAGUAUUGAUCACAUGCAUACUGGAAGAAAGAAGAUUCACAAAGCAAAAGAUUCAGUAGUCCCUUUCAGCAAGGUGAAAAACUUUCAACAGGAUGUGGUCAAAAGGGAAAGUUCAAAAGAUGGGAAACAGCAACUUUUGGCAUCAAAAACGAAUUAUAUACCAAGUAGUCACCAUUCCAAUAAGCCAGAAAUUGUGGUAAAAAAAGAGCAUUCUGAUAGGCAGAACCUGGAUUUUGUAACUGGAGGUGAUGCCAAACCAAAGAAAAAGGUCAAAAGAGAGUUGGAUCAGGAGGAUCAUGAGAUUCAGAAAAGAAUUAAAACUGAGAAUGCUUCUACCAUUGAAAACUUCCAUAAUUCUACUCCAUGCCAUGGCAGGCUGAGGUUCAGUUUGAAUAAUAUCCCAAUAACUAGGGCCUCUAUAAAAGAUGAGGAUUAUUUUCCAAAAGAAUUGAAAUUUGAUGCAAGGAAUGGGUUACAAAGUUCUACAAGGAAAUCAAGGAACGAUGCAUCAGGUUUACCGGACACUGAGCAACGGGGUAUGGUGAGAAAAUCUAAUGACAAGGAGAAACCUUCGAAGAAAAGAAAAUUGAAGGAUGGGAGAAACGAUUCAGAGAUUCUGCCCAGUGAAGGAAGUCAGCUUUGUGACAGAAAUGUUGCUGUCAAGGAAGAAAGCAGCGACAUUGGAUUCACUCGGAACAAAAAACCAAGGGUGUUGCAGACUGAUGGAAAGGACUCCGGGAGAAAUAAGUGUACUCCUGAUCUUAAAAGGAUGAAAACCAGAGUAAAAAUUCCUUCUCAAAUUACUAUGGAAGAUUUGGAGUCUCUGAAAAAAGAUUUGGGAUGUGACCCAGUGUCAACUGCUGCCACAUCAAGCUCUUCAAAGGUUUCUGAUUCCCGCAAAACUAGAAGCAGUUACCAGGAAAUGAAAGGAUCACCAGUUGAAUCAGUUUCAUCAUCUCCCAUUAGGAUGUUCAUUAGGAAUAAACUUUCACCAAAAAGUGCUGUCUUGGGGUUAGAUGAUUCCAAAGCAGGUGAGUUUCCGGCAAACAGAAGCCACAGAAACUUUGUUGCUGGAGAUGGUAAUUAUGUUUCCAAAAGAAAUGGGAUGCCUAAGAAGAGGCAAAGCUCUAAUGUGCUGCAACCAGAAGCUAAUGACAAUCCUUUGAUGAACUUGCUGGGGACUGGAGCUGAGGACAAAUUUCGUGGGGAAAGCAAAGUAGGGAUUGAACCUUCCACUUUGCACGGAAACAGCACUGACAAUAAUCCUGAUCUCUUGGAAGGACAUUCACCAUACCCCCUUGAUCUACGGGCUUCACAACUUGACAAAGAUAGGACCAAAAUCCAGGGUAGCAUUCAUGGGAUAUCUUUGAAGGCUUCCUCUUUUCCAAAGGACAAGAAGUGUAAUUUGAAUUCCUUAGGAGCUUUAGAGACAGCCUGUGACCAACUAAAUGCUCCAGGGGUCCUAAAUUUAAGGAGAAGCUCAAAGGUGGAGACAGAAACUCUUCGAAGUCAUGGUGCUGCCUCUGGUGUUGCCAACGAUGCAAAACAAACUUUUUUGGAUCAAUCCGGCUACAAAUCUGCCAAAGGUAAUGAGAAUGGCGUAAAGAGGGAGUCAAGAAAACUACCUGAUGGCAGUAGAGACGACAUUAUGCAAGCUGGAGAGAGAACUGGUUCGGGAUUAAGUAAUUCUGGGGCCCAAGUGACAAAGAACCUUUCAACAAAAGAAGACUGCGGGAGUGCAAAAUCGAAGGUUGACCAUCAUUCGGAAGAUGAUCAUGAAGUUUCUGCUAGCAAAUCGACUCCAGAAACCCUAAAUGGAAGUCAUCUGCAUGUACAGUCACAUGAUGUUUCCACCUUUAAUGAAGUACCGAAGUUGUCUAAGGAUCCUAGCCGCACAGUUAACCAAAACGAACCUCGCAAGAUCAUUGGUCGUCCUGUGCCUGAUCAACAUGUAGUUCAAGAUACCAAUCGUCUAGACCUGUCAAGAAAGGAUGUCUCUUGUCAUGUUCCAUUGGCACUAAAAGAAGCUGAAGAGCUUAGACGUUAUGCUGAUCAAAUAAAGGUUUCGGGCUUUGUAUUUGAAUGUAACGAGACUUACUUCCAAGCUGCUUUAAAAUUUCUUCAUGGAGCUUCUCUUUUGGAGAAUGAUUCAUACAGAGAGUUGAAUCAAAUACAAAUCUACUUGAGUGCUGCAAAACUUUUCGAAUCAUGUGCCCAUGAAUAUGAACAGCAACAGGAAAUGGCCCCAGCAGCGUUGACUUAUAAAUGCAUGGAGGUGGCAUACAUGAAGGUGGUUUAUUGUAAAAGUUCAAAUUCCAGUAAACACUGGCAUGAGUUGCAAGCAAGUUUGCAAAAUGCAACUCAAGGUGAAUCUCCUUCAUCUUCUGCAUCUGAUAUUGAUCAUUUGAACAAUCAAGUUGUGGUGGAGAAGGCUCCAUUAUCUAAAAGCGAUGGUUCUUCUUCUGGGAGUCAUGUUAUAGCUCCCAAAAACCGUCCAAACUUUGUCCGGCUGCUUGAUUUUACCAAAGAUGUGAAUUCUGCUAUGGAGGCCUCAGAAAAAUCCCAGAAUGCUUUUGUGGCAGCAAAUUUAAUUCUUGAAAAGGCUAAAAAUGAGGAAGGAAAAAUUGCUCUGAAAAGGGUCAUUGAUUUCAACUUUCAGGAUGUAGAGGAAUUUGUACAUUUAGUGCGGAUCGCGGUUGAGUCCAUUAGUCGGAAAGGUUUUGGCGGCAGUAGAGAUUAACAUUGUACAUAACGUGUUCCGGUGCUUUAACCGUCACAGGUGCAGGGAUUUGGAUUCGACGACACACACGCUGCAACUCGCUAUUCAUUGAAAAGAUGAAGAAUCGCAGCUUAGUUUUACCCUUGUGUAUAUGUGUAUAAAGUGGGAUAGUUUUGUUAGUUUCAUGGUAGUAUUAAGAUAUGGAUUUUUCAACUGUGUCUAACAAGAUAAAGGGCAUAGCAUGAUUAUUUAACCCCUUGAAUUAGUGGGGUUGUUGAGUAGAGAGAAAAAGUUAGAAUUUUUAGCUGUUUUAAGAGGAAUUUAGAGUGCAAUUUUGAUAAAUUCAAUCACAUUGAAGGCCAGAGGGAACAUUGGUGAUUUAGCUGUUGAGCAAACUCAGUUAAAUUAGCUGCGGGAAACUGUAUACAGAUACAGAUGUAGUUUUGACUAGCCCAUUGAUGGUCUUUCUCAAUUAUUUACUCUCCCAAUUUUGAUGUCUUUGAGUUUGAUGUCUUGAAUCAGCUAACUUGUUGUGUGCGGUGCAGUAAUUGAUGUGCAGCCAAAUUCAAGUAUGUAUAUAUUAGACAUUUUUAUUUCCUUUAUAAACC
Messenger RNA from Oldenlandia corymbosa var. corymbosa, 6935 nucleotides. Lineage: Eukaryota; Viridiplantae; Streptophyta; Magnoliopsida; Gentianales; Rubiaceae. The record is from the annotation of a GenBank genome assembly.